CAUUUGGAGGGACGGACUGAGACUGAGAAUUGCCAAAUCACUAACAAAGCACACUCUGUCACCCUUCGGAGAGAGAGCGAGAUAUCAAUUCGUCCGACUGGUGAGUUCUGAACUCUGCAGACCUGAUGACCACUUUAAGACAGUUGAAAUCCAAAAUUCCGUUGCGUACUGCUGGCCUCCAUACCUAUCUGUCCUGUGUACCAAAAGGACCCGCAGCACCUCAGACGGGGAGAAGACAACAUGGGACAAGUCCAAGACAAACUGGAAGGGGUUGAAGGAUUAGAAGAAGCAUUGCCUGGAGCUGAAGGCCUGCCUACAGAGGCUGGCGGUGCGGUGGGAGGAAGAGGAGGCACGAGGGAGAAGGAGGUUUGCAGCACAAGACAAUAUUCAGGUAGAGCCAGCCUCCGGGGUUCGGACCAAAGCUCAGAGGAGGAGCCACCUGCACCUUCUAUUGAGCAAAAUGUACACUCCAGGAAACAUUGGGUGAGUCCUUUCAGUGCAUGCAAAUGGAGAGAGGGAGGAGACAACCAAGAAAGGGGAGGAGGAGAGGAGGGCGAAGUAAAGAAAGAGGGAGGCAGCACUUUUCCCUCUGUAACCCAGGAGUCGGACUGGAGCCAGAUGCCAAGGAGUAGGGCGAGGAGUGAGGAGCAGAGGCCCAGAAAGAACCGUCAGUUCAAUCAGUUCUAUCAAACCAAGAGCGGGGGAAUGAACGAGGAGGAGCCUAACACCGAGUCACAGAGAAAGAAGAUGGAAACAUCGUUAUUACAUGACGUGAACUGUGAUGGAGAAACUGUGGAAGAUCAUUGUGUAGAUGGAAGCUCUGAGUCCAAGAUCAGAAAAGGUGGGUUUUGCAAAGGAACUGAGAAUGUGGGUCAUAAAGCAGGGAAGAAGAGGUUGUUGCUGUUGGACCCCCAAGGUCAGAAUGAGACCCCAAGAGGAGAUGAGCAGCAUGAAGAACAUGGUAUCAAAGACAAUGAGCAGGAUUUCGCUCCCAUUGAUCAUGAAGAGGGGGAGACAUACCUAGCCAGAGCGUCGUAUUCAGGGGCCAGUCCGGCUCUGCCGCGCAGUGAGCCCGGCUCCAUCCUCGAGAAGCUGCUGAGUCGGAGCAGAAAGGAAGCGGCUCCGGGACUCUCCAAGAUCAAAGAAGUUGACUUAUUAGAAGAGAACAGCGUAGAGGCUCUCAACCAGACCAAUGUUUCAGAAGCCAUCAAGUUCAACAAUGCGGAACACAACGUCAAAAUAAAAGAUGUUGUAGUCCAAGGGGAAGUCGAGAUGAGAUCAAGCCUGGAUGUCCAAUGGGAUAGGACCUCACCAGAGGACAUUGAGCCAGGGGCUCCUGAGGGAAGCAGACCACAGGUAGUGGCUGGUGAUCUAGUAUUAAAAUCUCCACCUUUUUCUGAGUUGACCUCUAAGUCUUCAGAGGAACAGCAUGGUGGGCACAUGGUUGGCACCCAUAAGACACAUAAUACUCAUACCACUGGGCUUGACAUCGGAACAGGCCAGUAUCCCAAUGAUAACCCCACUUCUGAUGCCAUUAACGCGCAUAUGUCAGAUAAAGGUGGGGUUAGGAUGAGGCUGAAGAGUGAGAAUCAACAGACACCACACGAUGAAACUAAACAUGCUGCAAUGUCUGCCAGAGACGGUGAUGAUAGUGCUGUUGAGAGUGAUCGAUCUCAGGCUACUCCCAAAUCUAGGCCUGUUUCUGAACUCAUAAAGGAAACAAAUCAACUGCAUGAGAAAUUACAUCAUGAUCGGCCCAAGUCGGCUGAAACCAAGCCAGACGUGGCCUUGGAGCAAGCCUACUCUGUAAAGGUUGCCCAGAUGAAAGCAGCGUUCGACAUCGCUCAGAAAUCCCCUGAUAGAGGACUGGAGAGGAAGCCGUCUGUUCGGAAAGGUAAGAAAGACCAUUAUAAGACAAGUUGUAGUAAGAUACAUAUGAUAGAGUUUAGUUGUGAGAAUAAAAGAGCUGGGGAUGCUUUGUUCUAUUAAAAGAAGAAAAAUUUACUCAAGAUGUUUGCCAUUCAACAGAAGCUUUGCCCUUCCUUUACAAUCUACUGCCAUCUGGUGGUGUCCUACAUACAUUUCUGCAUAUGUAAAUUACUUCUAGAGUGGAAAUUAUCCUUACAUUUCAAAUUUGUAUAUAGUGGGAAACAUAAUUACUCACAUCUUCAUCAAUCGAUUCACGACAUAAAUAAUGAAACCUCAUCAAUAAAUGUGGUCAUAUAUAACGUUGAACAUUGAGUUCCCAUGUCAUUAAAAGACAGGGUGCUUAUAGAAUGAACGCCACUCUAAUCCAUUGUCACCCCUUUAUGUCAUCGUAAUUACAGUGCAUCCCCUGUGCGCAUUAC
Molecule: messenger RNA, 2348 nt
Organism: Gadus morhua (Atlantic cod)
Lineage: Eukaryota; Metazoa; Chordata; Actinopteri; Gadiformes; Gadidae
Exons: 2
Coding region: 241-1989 (582 amino acids)
Source: RefSeq, a predicted model, not a curated record